Messenger RNA from Colossoma macropomum (tambaqui), 3860 nucleotides. RefSeq names its product multiple EGF-like-domains 10 (gene megf10). The transcript has 25 exons. Bases 455 to 3838 code for a protein of 1127 amino acids. The record is from RefSeq and is a predicted model, not a curated record. Lineage: Eukaryota; Metazoa; Chordata; Actinopteri; Characiformes; Serrasalmidae. Gene Ontology annotation, molecular function: protein binding; scavenger receptor activity.
UCCACAGUUUUGUUUCAGUAGAAAAUGAGCUCAUUAUCCUGCGCUGAUGAACUGCGAGCUAAUGAUGAUGCAGAUGAGUGCGCGAGCCGCUGGUCUCCUCACCGUGGCUCUAAUUGGCUGCCACGGCAGUGAGGUCAUCACAACAAGCUGCAUGGUGUUUUCUCACUUUAUGUUCUCAGGGUCCCGAAAAGCGCCGAGGAGAUGCUAACGGGUCGACCCCACAGCUGCUGUUCUCACUCUCACAAAACAUUCGCGUCGCAUCGUUUCUCGAAGUUCACAGUUUUAGCCGAGUUCGUCGAAAUCAGUGGAAAUAAUCUUUGCGUUUGAUGUCCAGAGCGCCUCCUGUCAGGAAGCCGCUCUCCCACAAACUUUCAGCCAAGUGCAGCGCUUCUCACAGCGGAUCCAUGAGUUUGGAGCGGUCGAGUACUUCAGCGUAGAACCGGUGUUGUCUACAAUGAUGCUCUCACUGCUAUGGCACUGUGGCUCUGUCCUGUUGGGCCUAUCAUGCUGCCUACUGGGAGUGACAUCAUCACUGAACCUGGAGGACCCCAACGUCUGCAGUCACUGGGAAAGCUACUCGGUCACAGUGCAGGAGUCAUAUGCACACCCCUUUGAUCAGAUCUACUACACAAGCUGCACUGAUAUCCUCACGUGGUUCAAGUGCACACGCCACAGGGUGAGCUACAAGACAGCCUACCGGAGAGGAGAGAAAACCAUGUACCGUCGCAAGUCUCAGUGCUGCCCAGGUUUCUACGAGAGCAGAGAGAUGUGUGUUCCCCACUGUGCUGAGAAAUGUGUGCACGGCCGCUGCGUGGCCCCCAACACCUGUCAGUGCGAGCCCGGGUGGGGAGGAGCCGACUGCUCCAGCGCGUGUGACAGUAGCCACUGGGGUCCUCACUGCAGUAACCGCUGUCAGUGUAAAAAUGGGGCGCUGUGUAACCCCAUCACGGGCGCGUGUAUCUGCACAACUGGCUAUCGUGGCUGGCGCUGUGAGGAGCGUUGUGAGGCGGGCACCUACGGAAAUGGCUGCCAGCAGAAAUGCCUGUGUCAGAACAACGCCACCUGCCAUCACGUCACAGGAGAGUGCACGUGCAGCCCCGGAUACACUGGAGCGUUUUGUGAGGAUCUGUGUCCUCCAGGCAAACAUGGGCAACAGUGUGAGGAGCGCUGCCCCUGUCAGAAUGGUGGAGUGUGUCACCAUGUGACUGGAGAGUGCUCCUGUCCCGCUGGCUGGAUGGGUACAGUUUGUGGUCAGCCCUGUCCUCAGGGUCGCUUUGGUAGGAACUGCUCUCAGGAGUGUCAAUGUCACAAUGGAGGAACCUGCUCCUCGUCUACAGGAGAAUGCUUCUGCAGCCCAGGAUACACUGGAGAGAGGUGUCAGGACGAGUGCCCGGUUGGCAAGUAUGGCGUGAGCUGCAGCCAAACCUGCCGCUGUGAGAAUGGAGCCAAGUGCUACCACAUCAGCGGGGCGUGUCUGUGUGAGCCAGGCUACACGGGUGAGCGCUGCGAGACACGCAUCUGCCCUGAGGGCGUCUACGGCCUCAAGUGUGACAAGAAGUGUCCCUGCCACAGCCCAAACACGCACAGUUGUCACCCUGUGUCGGGGGAGUGCUUGUGUCAGCCUGGUUGGUCAGGUGUGUACUGUAAUGAGACGUGCGCUCCUGGAUUCUACGGUGAGGAGUGUCUGCAGGUGUGUGAGUGCCAGAAUGGUGCAGACUGCCACAGUGUGACUGGAGAGUGUAACUGCGCACCAGGCUUUAAGGGUGCCAAGUGCUCCGUCCCCUGUCCUGCAGGGACAUAUGGAGUAAACUGCUCCUCUGUGUGCACCUGUAAGAAUGGAGCCAUGUGUUCUCCGGUAGACGGGUCCUGCACAUGCAAAGCAGGCUGGCAUGGAGUGCACUGCUCUAUUAACUGUCCCAGUGGUACAUGGGGGCUGGGCUGUAACCUCACUUGCAAGUGUGGAAACGGUGGAGCGUGCAAUGCUCUGGAUGGCCGCUGCACCUGCGCUCCAGGCUGGAGAGGAGAGCGAUGUGACCUACAUUGUCAGGAUGGAACUUAUGGGAUGGACUGUCGAGAGCGCUGUGACUGCAGUCAUGCCGAUGGCUGUCACCCUGCCACUGGUUACUGCCGCUGCCUUGCAGGCUGGACAGGGAUCCACUGUGACAGUGUGUGUGCUGAGGGCCGCUGGGGACCGAAUUGCUCUCUGCCCUGUAACUGUAAGAAUGGAGCAUCCUGCUCACCUGAUGAAGGGACCUGCGAAUGUGCUCCUGGUUUUAGAGGCACCACCUGCCAGCGGAUCUGUUCCCCGGGUUACUUUGGUCACCGCUGCAGUCAGGCAUGUCCACAAUGUGUCCAUAGCAACGGGCCCUGUCACCAUGUGACUGGCCAGUGUGACUGUCUUCCUGGUUUUAAAGGAGCUCUUUGCAAUGAAGUGUGUCCCAGUGGCAGGUUUGGAAAGAACUGUGCUUGGACAUGUACCUGCACCAACAACGGCACAUGCAACCCCAUUGACGGCUCCUGCCAGUGCUAUCCCGGCUGGAUUGGCAGCGACUGCUCCCAGCCUUGUCCUCCUGGUCACUGGGGCCCGAACUGCAUCCACACGUGUAACUGUCAUAACGGCGCGUACUGCAGUGCCUAUGAUGGCGAGUGCAAAUGUACUCCAGGGUGGACGGGACUUUACUGCACACAGCGCUGUCCGUUAGGUUUCUAUGGUAAAGACUGUUCCCAGACCUGUCAGUGUCAGAAUGGUGCAGACUGUGACCACAUCUCUGGGCAGUGUACCUGCCGCAGAGGCUUCAUGGGACGACACUGUGAACAAAAAUGUCCCCCUGGAACGUAUGGCUUUGGCUGCCGGCAGGUGUGUGACUGCCUUAAUAACUCCACCUGUGAUCACAUGACUGGGACCUGCUACUGCAACCCAGGCUGGAAGGGCGCACGGUGUGACCAAGCUGGUGUAAUCAUCGUGGGCAACCUGAACAGUCUGACCAGUGCAGCAGUGCCAGUCGAUUCCUAUCAGAUUGGAGCCAUCACAGGCAUUAUUGUCCUGGUACUGCUGGUGCUCUUUCUUUUGCUCCUCUUCAUAAUCUACCGGAAAAAGCAGAAAGGCAAAGAACCUGCAAUGCCUGCAGUUACUUACACCCCAGCCAUGCGGGUCAACACAGACUACACUAUUGCAGAUGCACUACCACCGACAAAUGAAGCCCCUCCCAACAGCAACUACUUCUCCAACCCCAGCUACCACACACUGACCCAGUGUACCAGCCCGCCCCAUGUGAAUAACCUGCCUUAUGGAAAGACAAAGAACAACCAGUUGUUUGUUAACCUGAAGAAUGUGGAACAGCGAAAGAGGCCGUCUCUGAUGGAGCACACUGCAACUCUGCCUGCUGACUGGAAACAGAGCAGCUGCUUCAACGAGCUUGGAGCUUAUGGAGUUGACAGACGCUACACAGGAAAAUCUCUUCGAGAUCUCGUGAAAGGUGUACCCUACCACGCCAGCUCCUGCUCUCUCAACAGCUCAGAGAACCCCUACGCCACCAUUAAAGACCCCCCUCUCCUGUUGCCCAAGAACACAGAGUGUGGCUAUGUGGAGAUGAAGUCCCCCGCACAGAGAGACUCUCCAUACGCAGAGAUACACAACUCCAGCCCCGCCAACAAAAACGUUUACGAAGUUGAGCCGACUGUUAGUUCUGUCUACACACCUGCCAACAACAACUGCAAUGGACCAUUUGGCCAGGACCCCUAUGACCUACCAAAGAACAGCCACAUCCCCUGUCAUUAUGACCUGCUGCCCACACGGGACAGCCCCCCAUCCCCCCACAAAGAGCUUGAAAGUGAAUGAGCUCUCAGAGACUUGAACAAAA